Molecule: messenger RNA, 2055 nt
Organism: Ustilago hordei
Lineage: Eukaryota; Fungi; Basidiomycota; Ustilaginomycetes; Ustilaginales; Ustilaginaceae
Exons: 1
Coding region: 1-2055 (684 amino acids)
Biological process (GO): monoatomic cation transport
Cellular component (GO): plasma membrane
Molecular function (GO): monoatomic cation transmembrane transporter activity
Source: RefSeq, a predicted model, not a curated record
AUGGUGAACUCGACCCUUCCAACCACAAACAACCACAAUGGCAACAACAACAGCUCAGCCUUGAACUUCAACUCCACCAGUGCCGGUGCCGGUACAGCCAACCUCAUUGAUGCCCAAGACGACUCGUCAGUGCAGGCACCGCACCACACUAUCACAGGCGACAGCGAUAGCGGCGACGACGAUGACGCAAGCACAAACGUAGGCAGCUUUUCAGACCGCCCAAUAGACGCCGCCUCCUCGAAUCUCAAGUCAAUAUCCUCCCAACAACAGAUUCGGGUCACCGACUAUGAUGAGCAAGAUAACGACGAGGACGCGGAUGCAAAAACACGCCAAGCUGGCGAUUCGGCGUAUUCUGCUGGCUCCCACCAAAAGGGGGAAUACGAUUUGGAGGGGGCCCACAAAAACCCACCUCGUCGCUUACGCCCUGCUCUCCCAAAUGAAGACGUCGACGAUGAAUACGAGACCCAAGCGUCCCUCCUCGGUACAGCUGGCUUUGUGGACCGUCGUGGCACAGCUCCCAGACUCGCUGCUCGCUCUGCUUUUUCCCGCUUUUGGGAGAUCGCGAGGGAGGCACUACCCACCUUGAUUGUCUCGGUUCUUUCGCUCAUGUUCUCUGGAGAGCUGCUGGUACAUCUCGCUCGCUGGCCAGUCCUUCGGAAAGUCGAUAAACUUUUCAUCCUCAUCCCCAUCCUGCUCAACAUGAAGGGAAAUCUCGAGAUGAACCUCUCCCUUCGCAUGUCCACAUCUGCCAACAUCGGAGAACUCGACGUGAGAAGAACAAGAGAGACGCUGAUUAAGGGCAAUUUGGCGCUGCUGCAGGUGCAGGCGUUGAUCGUCUCCAUGUUCGCAGGUGUACUAGCAUUUGUGUUGGGUGUAGUGACACCGGAUCCGCAGGUGCAAGGUCCAGCUGUGACACCUUUGCCAACAACACCACCACAAACACCAGAGAAUGCGUUGAUACAGAGUAUCGUCAGGAGUGCUUUUUCAGCUGUUACUUUGCGGAAUCGUCGUCGAGCGAUCCCCAACUCAGCUGGCAGUUUGCAAAAGAGACGUAUCAUUCACCACCACCCGAAACCGCCGACGGAUCCAUCACUGCGUCUGCGCAAUGGAUACUUCGAAUUCGUACUCGUCAUUGCUACCGGUAUGCUUUCUGCCUCGUUGUCUUCAGCCGUGUUGGGAUCGUUCAUGUGCGCGCUCGUGGUGAUUGCGAGAAGAGCAGGUGCGAAUCCGGAUAACAUCGCUUCCCCUCUGGCUGCAUCGUUAGGUGAUCUUACCACUCUUACCCUGCUAGCAUUGCUCGCCAGCGCAUUGGUGCAUUUCGAAGGCACAUUCCUCGCCACUGUUAUUCUGGCUGCAAUGGCAGUGGCUUGCAUCGUGUCGUUCAUUGUGACCUACCGCAAUGCGUACGUGAGGGAACUGCUCACUUCAGGCUGGGUCCCGCUUUUGGUGGCUAUGUUCAUUUCCUCUGGCGCUGGUUUAGUCUUGGACAACUUUGUUGGCAAAUACCAAGGUUUUGCACUACUAGCACCUGUCAUCUCCGGCCUCCCCGGGGCGUGCGCAGCCAUCUUCGCCUCGCGUAUCACGACAGCUCUCCACUCCGGUAAAGGCGCAACGCUUCUCCGUGCCAGCAGCGAAGCGGGCAACAUGGGUGGUCUCCGCGGCAUCAUCGCAUCCACCUGCUCCGUACUUGCAAUCCCACCCAUCGAAGGCUGGCUAGUCCCUCUCUCACUCCUCACCAUGGGCGUGGGCAUCAAAUCGGUAUUCAUCGUUCUCAUCAGAGCUUCUGGUCAGAUGACGUUUGGGUGGAUCUUCACCCUGACCUUCAUCGCGGCUAGUAUAACGGCCAACAUGUUUGCCUUGUAUUUGGCCCAUGUGAUCUGUUUGGUGCUGUGGAGUAGGGAUUAUGAUCCCGAUAUCUACUGUUUGCCCUUUGUUAGUAGUAUUGUGGAUGUGGUGGGACAGAAUCUGUUGGUCUUGACGUUUGGUGUGGCGACCGGGUUGGGGGAUCAUGUGACGGCGGCGGUGAAUGCUGGCGCUGGUCAUGGGGGUGUCUAA